AUGACGAGCAGGGUAGGGCCACCUCUCAGGAUCCUGUCAGACUCGCUGAAGAAGCUUAGACGUGUGUCCGGAGCGAUAUUCUACGGUAGAAGAGAGGUGUCUCAUGUGGAGAUUGCCGGAACAUGCAUCGACAGAGGAAGAGUCUUUGCCAGGAUAUUAGACUUUUGUGGAGAGGUGUUGGUGGAAAUUGGGGACCAGAAAAUAGCUCUGGGCUCGUCUUAUCUGCUGGUAUGUAAGGUGCAAGCAAGAAGUGGAGGAAUAGGCCUGCACUGCAAGUCUGCAAAGAGGCUAGGCAUUUUCGAAGAGAUGUUCUUCUGGGCAGAGGCAGUCAAUCUGGAAGGAGGACUGCAAUAA
Messenger RNA from Encephalitozoon cuniculi GB-M1, 354 nucleotides. RefSeq lists its product as uncharacterized. The transcript has a single exon. NCBI's taxonomy places the organism in Eukaryota, Fungi, Microsporidia, Unikaryonidae. The coding region runs from base 1 to 354 and encodes 117 amino acids. The record is from RefSeq and is marked provisional.